AUGAGCCGGGAGGGAUCUACAUCCCCCGACGUGACGACUGAGACUUCAGUCGGCUCCUCACCGCCCGACACUUCUGCUCUCACCACGACAGCUACGCCUGCCCGCCAGUCGCUGAGUCGUCGCGGACACUUUAAGUCCAGGCUCGGCUGCUACAGCUGCAAGCGGAGGAGAGUUAAAUGUGACGAGUCUCGCCCGGAAUGCUCUCCAUGUCGGCGUCUCGGUCUGCACUGCGUGUAUCCUGUGGUGGAUUCGGUAACGACUGUAGCCCUAAGCAGAAAUCCAUCCAUCAUACAACUUAAAGAUCUCAGAUUUCUCCACCAGUUUCUCACAGCCGGGUUCCCUACUUUACCUCUUCAAGGUGAAAAGGUCUGGUGGGAAUGUGCCGCAAUGUCACACAAGUCUGAAGCACUUGCACAUGCCAUCCUAGGACUCGGCGCAUCUCACCUUUCACAAAAUUGCAACGUAGAUUACACGGCUCAAGCUCUGCAGCAUCGCGUCGCAGCUAUCAAGCUCGUCAACAACCAAUUCGCUAACCCGCCCGCGCGGUCUGAGGAAAGAGACGCCUUAUUUGGUGCCGUCAUGUGUCUCAUGGCGCAAUCAGCUUUAAUGGCCGACAGCAUGGUCGACUACUUGACAAUGUCUCGCGGGGGCAACCUCGUUGUACAUAACAUCAGCCUCGACCUCUCAAAGUCAAUAUUUUAUGGCUUCACGCGCGCCGGACACUAUGAGCUGCUUGAGAGACAGGCACUUGAGGAGCCUAAAACUUAUGAGCUGGCAGAUGCAUUCAGGACAUCAGCGGCAAGUUUAGAGCCUCUUUGUACGUCGCCGACACAAAUCCGAUACCAGAAGCUGCUCGUCUCUUGUCUUGAUGGUCUGAAGGUAUCCUCGUAUGAAGCAUGGAGGAAGUUUGUUCCUCUGUUUGUAAUGCCAGCCGCACUUGCUAAUGAAGAAUUUGCCGUCUUCACCAGGCCAGACAACUACAUUUCUCAUAUACUUGUCAUACAUACAUUUCUGCUAGACUACUUACUUGGCUCGUAUUGUCUGCGCCAAGCCACGGCGCCCAAGUGCCAAGGUCGAAAGUUUGUCAUUAUUUCUUGGACCAGAAACCUUGCAGAGCGCCUGCCGCCUGAAUACAAGGAGCAUAUCAAAUGGCCACUAGAAUUUUGCGAUAUUCUUUCCGAGCAAAAGGAUUCGCGGUACCUACUCUGUCCAUGA
This is a messenger RNA of Pochonia chlamydosporia 170, 1215 nucleotides long. RefSeq names its product C6 transcription factor. Gene Ontology annotation, molecular function: DNA-binding transcription activator activity, RNA polymerase II-specific; zinc ion binding. Bases 1 to 1215 code for a protein of 404 amino acids. The record is from RefSeq and is a predicted model, not a curated record. The transcript has 3 exons. Lineage: Eukaryota; Fungi; Ascomycota; Sordariomycetes; Hypocreales; Clavicipitaceae. Gene Ontology annotation, biological process: regulation of transcription by RNA polymerase II.